Messenger RNA from Larimichthys crocea (large yellow croaker), 5106 nucleotides. It is a transcript of the gene zfta, whose product is annotated as zinc finger translocation associated. Bases 502 to 2451 code for a protein of 649 amino acids. Gene Ontology annotation, biological process: negative regulation of DNA-templated transcription. Lineage: Eukaryota; Metazoa; Chordata; Actinopteri; Sciaenidae. The record is from RefSeq and is a predicted model, not a curated record. The transcript is spliced from 5 exons.
CUCCGUUUGCCCCCCGCCCCCCCGGGGUGGGUGUGCAUUGUCGACGCUGCUACUGUCUCUUUAAAUUUACCCAGGAGCCCCUUAAGGAGCCCCAGGGGCCCCUAGUCCGGCUCCCCACCCUGAAGACAAGCAAGAGCCUUAAAAUACAUGACUGGAGGCCUGCGCUGAGGCGCUGACACACACACAGGACGGAGGAGCGGCCGGUGUUCGCCCGCGGAUUCAUGAUUGUGUGAUUAUAUGAAAAGUUAACUUGGCUCCCGUGCGGGGCGCGUGCGGGGAGCGGGGAGGGGGGGGACACCGUACAGCACGGGCUCCUCUGCUCCGCGAUGGGCUCGUUAUAGAGCGCCUGCCAGAUGCGUGUCGAACGGUGCCGAGCGGUGUGGACAUGUUACUGUCGGUAACGUGUUGUCGUUAAAGAGUGACAUGUCCCGCUUCAGCGCUACGGUACAGUGAAGGAAGGAGGGGACACGAGCCACUAUUAACGCGGCAGCCAGGCCAGUGAUGGAAGAGAAAGAGACGGGGGGAAGCGAGCCCGUGGACCUCCGGUGUGCCGAGCAGGCUGAGCUGCUCUCAUUAAUAAUAAGCGGGGAGGAGGAAGCGACGCAAGAGGAGAGUGACUUGGGAGAAGAGGACGGUCUUGCCAAUGGCCACGGUGGGGAGGAAUCAGAGGCCGGCAUGGUCACCCCCGUCAGGUCUCCAGGCACCAGCUACUGGAGCAUCACAGAGGGCCCGGACCAGCCGCUCCUCCUCUCCCCGGCACCUGGGCCCUCCGGACGUAAACCCAGGGUCCAGAGGGCGUCACGUCCAGGCCUGAGUCGGAUCCCGGGCCGCGACCACCGCCGAUACUACCACGAGUACUGGCGUAGCGAGUACCUGAUGGACUUUGACCCCCAGCGGCACGGGAUGAUCUGCAUGGUGUGCGGCAGCUCUUUGGCCACCCUGAAGCUCAGCACCAUCAAGAGGCACAUCCGACAGAAGCACCCGGACUCCCUGCUGUGGAGCGUCGCUGACAAGGAGGUCAUCCGCUCUGGGUGGGAGAGCCACCUGAGUCUGGGGGGAGGUCAGAGGUCGUACAGCUCUGCCGCUGGACCGUCGCCUCAGGAAGAAGAGGAGCAGCUGGACUCGGACCAACACGCUGCCGCAGAGCCUCCGUACCCUGUGACACCGGAGGAGCAGCGACAGCAACCUCCGUCUCCCCGCUCCGAGGAGGGCGAAGCCCCGCAGCUUGAAGAAGUCGAGGGGCAGGACCUCCCCGGGCCGUCUGCACAGACCCUGGAGCGCUACCUGAACGACUCGCUGCACGCCUGGUUCCGCCAGGAGUUCCUGAUGGAGUACGAGGCGGAGGCCGGCCGGCUGCUGUGCAUGGUGUGCGGAGGAGAGCUGCCCUCUCUGCACCUGGACCACAUCAAGAGCCACGUGUUGGACACCCACCCCAACUCCUUGGUCUACAGCUCCGAGGAGAAGCACUGCAUCCUGCAGGCCUGGGCUCAGACUCACGAAGAGCCAGAAAACUCAAUCAAAUCAGAGCCCGACACCAAAGAAGGCGGGGUGGACCUCUUCGCUCAGGAUGUGGAGGCCAUCCAGAUCAACACUGACUUAUACCCAGAAGGCGAUGGCACUUUAACUCAGGACACUUGUCUUAUCGGCGAAGACGGAGGCGUCGGAGCUCCACAACAGGGACCCCAACCCCUCCGCCAGCCCAGGAAGAGGCGGCUGCGUGGGGGCAAUCCGUGGCGGCUCCGCCUCGACUACCUGGUGGCCUACGGGCCUCAGGGCCGGGGCAUGUUCUGUAUGGUGUGUUCUCAGGUCCUGCACGAAGCCAAGGUGAGCAGCUUCCGCCGCCACAUCCAAGAAUGUCACCCCGAGACCACCACCCUGAGCCGACAAGAAAGGGAAGCCAUGGCUGCUGCCUGGACCAAAGAUUACUCCAGUGAAGGCACGCAAGUCCAAGACGCAGAAAUCAACCCGAGCGGCGUAGCCGAUGUCCUAAACACCUCAGGAGAGACGGUUGAGGACGCCUCGCCUGACGUCAGAACACCCAGCAAAAAAGAGAAGAAGGAGGAGGGUGUGAGCGGAGGUAAGGGUAAAGCGAGGGACAGCGGCGCUGUGGGCACGCCCUCCCGUCACGGCCACUACCCGGGGAAGGACCAGCGCAGGAACUACCAGGUGCGCUGGCGGAUGGAGUACCUGAUGGAUUACGACUGCCGCAGACACGGCCUCAUCUGCAUGGUGUGCGGAGCCACUCUGGCCACACUGAAGGUCAGCACCAUCAAGAGGCACAUCCAGCAGGUACACCCCCACUCGCUGUAUUACAGCCCAGAGGAGAAGCAGCAGGCCCUGCUGAGCUACAACCAGACUGCCCUGCACUUCAUCCACUCUGACGACUGCUUCUCCUCCCAGGACCACGGACACACCGAGCUGGCCCCCACUCCGGCUAACUUUGGCACUUAGAAAGGGCUUCCGUCCGUUGCUCCUCACGUGGCCCUCCACCUUCUUUGAAGAGGAAUUCGAGUGUUUGUCAGACAGGGUCAGAGUGCAGCUGCUGGUGAGCCGUGCUCAGAAUGGUUAGAGAAGACCCAGCUUUACAAUUUCUCUAUUGUCCCCUUUAAGUCUGGAUCUGAGAGUCGUGCUGUGACAUCAGUGGCAGGUAGAAGUGGAAAGUCCAGCCACUCAUUAAACUAAAGCCUCAUGCACACCAUCCGUGUCACUGAGGACCUGCUCUGUUCUCCUUACUCACAUCAAUCAGCAUCUGUGACAGUGACAUUUGAGAGCUAGGCUAACAGUAUGUUAGCGGUUAGCUCUGCAGAGAGCAGUCAUCUCUGUGUCAGCGAGCGCUUCGCCUGUCUUGACACGCAAAUUUGGCUUCAGCACUUUCUGCUCUGACCUCACAGUGAAACCAGGCUUUAGACAUUCAACUCCUCCAUGAGUGUGUGGACGUUUGUUUUUUAACUCCUGAGCGGCAGAUUUGUAGUCACUGUAUGUGCGGUGUAACUUUCAGAUCCAGGAGGGGGACCCAGGACUUGUUUCUGGUUGGGGGGGCCAGAGUCUUUCGCUCUCAGGAAGGUUAGAAACCGAGUGUUCGGCGAGGCCGAGGUGAAUUAGUUUUACGAUCACGUGUCGGAAGACAACGCAGCACUUUUGCCCCCCCCCCCAAAAAAAGUACUAAAGCCAGCCAUGGGUCUGUACAGCCCGUUAAAUGAGACUGUGUUCCAUGUUAUUGCUGAAGACAAUGAAUGCCAGCAUGCAGUUCAGUGAGUUCAUUUCUUUAAUAUUUAAUUCUUUGUUUACAGCGGAGGAGAAGGACGGCCUCCUCUCUCAUCCUUUAUAAUGAGAUAUGUUAUCUCUGUCAGUCUGCAUCGUUUGCUACACCGGCCUGCAUCCUCUUCAUCAUCUAGAACUCAUUUGAGCUAAAGCUGCACACAGAAAGAAAGAAUAUGUAAAUAUAUGAAAAAAUAGAUUAUUUUUCCUUUAUACAAGCACUUUUAUGCACCCUGGUUUCUACAAACGUCUUUGUAAUUAUGUCCAGUUUUUCUACUUCACUCAAGAUGUGGUUUUCUAACAGCUGGAGAACAGCUGGCUCAUUGGACUUUUACUUUUUUCAUUUUCUCCAUUCACUGUGCGAAGUGUAUGCAACAAGAGAACUCCCCAACAGCCGGCCAUGAAAUGUCACCUGUUCACCUGGAAAAAUGUAACUCAGGGAUUCUGUUUUCAUCAACGACCAUUUCAUCAUCCGUGAUCUUUUAGGAACACAGAGGCUUGUUGACGUGUGAACACGCUGGGUACACGUGUCAGCUUUGGAUGGACAGGUGAUGCUAGAGUACGACAGAGUGUCAGAGCCACUGUUACAGCUGCAGGUCAGAACCUUCAAACUGCCCAAACAGCGGCACCUGAGAUCCAUGUUCUGGCUCCGGAUGCAAGAACAACCAAUCAGAAGUGAGAAAGAUAGUUGAUUGUCGAGUCUUGAGGUCCUCAGAUACCAACCAAGUUUCAUUUUUUAAUUUCUUUUUAUUUAUUUAUCAAUGAUAAAAGUUACCCUCUGCAGCUUAAACAAAAGUGAGCUUUUGAGAAUAAAGUAAAAUAUUUUGACAGUAAGGUGAAUUAUAUGUAUAUAUGUUAAGAAGGAAGGUUUUGAGGAAAAACUCACAAAGAAAAAAAAAGUUUUGAUUUUCAGUUCUAAUAAAGUUAUGCUGGGAUAGUCAGAAUUUUUGAGAACAAAAUGAUGAUUUGAGAAAGAUACUCUUAAUAUAUGACAUUAAGAAUUGGAAUGAAGUCAGACUUUUGAGAAUUUGAACUGUAAUAUUUGGAAACAGUUUCCUGGUCACUCUGUCGUACAGUGACAGAAUUUGCUCAGCUGAAGUUUUUCAUACUAAACAAAUGAACAGAAGAUCAGUGUGCCUGGACAGACUCCCUGCUGCACUGACGGUCAUCUUUCAUUUCAUUGGUCCACUAAGAGUAGACGAGUUCAGACAACAGCACUUAAUUAUUUAAAAUGAAGUAAGUUACAGUGAAAUGAAUGAAAACGAUUUAUGAUGCAUUUGCUUGUGUGUGUGUGUGUGUGUGUGUGUGUGUUUGUUUAUACGUGUAUGUCUAUGAUGUUGUGGGGAGAGCCUCAUUUUUUUUCUUCACUCUCACUUUCAUCUGUACAUGCCAACAUGUGAGAUAUGCAUUCUCUCCUCAACCAUCUUUGAAUAAAUACUCAACACCGUGACAACGCUUCCUGACUCUUAUUCUGUCUGAAGAAUCUAAUCCAGCCUCUUUCAACAAAAUCAAUGUAAGACGGGAAGUGGGAAGUUAAGCUAGGAAAUUUUGGAAAUAUUCCAAAUUGGAACCUCUGUGGGCAUUAUGGAAAUUUAUGUGAAUUAACUGUAAAUUGAGGGUAAUCUAAACAAAGUGUAUCAUAUCUAAACAUUUAGUUUUGUCAUAAGCAGACAUGCAAAAUAAAACAAUUAAAAAACAUUUCAACAGAUUUAUUUGUCAGUAGAACUUUAUCAAGUUUGAAUUACUUUAUUGAACAAUAUCAUGUAGUCCACGAGCUCAAAUGUGUGUCUUCAAUAGUCUCUGUGUGCUCUGGGCUCUAAAGUGUGGUCCAGGUACAGAAAUCACCUG